Austrofundulus limnaeus is the source of this 1645-nucleotide messenger RNA. RefSeq names its product nuclear FMR1 interacting protein 1 (gene nufip1). Gene Ontology annotation, molecular function: RNA binding. NCBI's taxonomy places the organism in Eukaryota, Metazoa, Chordata, Actinopteri, Cyprinodontiformes, Rivulidae. The record is from RefSeq and is a predicted model, not a curated record. Gene Ontology annotation, cellular component: nucleus. Gene Ontology annotation, biological process: box C/D snoRNP assembly.
ACGAGACCAGUGAAGUUUAGCAAAACAUGGUCGCGAGAGAGUAGCAUGUGGACGAAAAACUUGAGUUGACGUUCAGAGAAAAAUAUUUUUAUCUUUCGUUUUAAAGGUUCAGAGAAGCAGCGGAACUGACGAUAUGAACGUUCCGGAGCGUUACCCCGCGCCGGACUUCAGCUGUCCCCGGCCGAGCUCCAUUCAGCUCCCCGCGCAGCAGCAGCAGCAGCAGAAGCCCCGCUCCAGCAGCUUCCACCCCAGCAUGUGGAGCUGGGGAGAGACGCCGUCCGAGCCCGGCUGGAGCUGCGGCGUCAACCCGGGCUGGGAGUACAGAGAGGCGGGUUACAGCUUCCCUCCAAGCGCGGGGAACUACGGACAAACACACCCUUACUCUCAAAACUUURGACAUCAGUGGCGUCCAGGUGGAAGACAGAGCUGCAGGCCUCAUAAUCAACGUGGGAAAAAGCCGAAGAACAAGAAAGAGCCGGAGUAUUCUCACUACUGUGACACGUGUGACCGCGGCUUCGAAAACCAGCCCAAGUACGACGAACACGUUUCCCAACACGUCAAGUGUUCCAUACAUGAUUGUAACUUCAUGGCCCAUGAGAAGUUAGUAGCCAUACACUGGAAAAACAACCAUGCUCCAGGAGCUAGAAGAAUCAAACUGGACACGCCAGAGGAGAUCACUAAAUGGAGAGAGGAGAGGCGCAAGAACUAUCCAACGCUUCAGAAYAUUGAGAAGAAGAGGAGAGUGCUGGAGGUGCGGGAGCAGRCGGGAGGUGUUCUUGAGACGGCUCAGUUUGGACGAAUGAGGGGCAGGGGCAGAGGCAGAGGUCGAGGGUGGGGUAACAGAGGGUUCCGAGGGCGACGCCCACAAGGAUCCAACCCAGCYGACCACAGCUCUACAGAGACACCCAAACCCUUCAACCCUCCCUCUAGAAAAGGRGAUCCACUGGGUGCACUGGCCAGCAGUGACCACGACUCAGACAAAGAGGACCACGCUCCAGAAUCCAAGAUGGCUGGAGUCGUGGUGGCCCCUAAACACAUGAGCUCAGCUCUCGGCUCCCUGAUGGCCAACUACGGCUCCAUGACGGAAAGUGAUUCAGAACCAGAGGCCGGACAUCCGCCAUGAGAGGAACGUCCUCCUGCAGUGUGUGCGCUACGUCGUCCACAACAACUUCUUUGGUGUGGAGAGCAAACCUGAGGGGUUACAGAGCAUGAGGAGCACGUCAGCCUCCAGAACAGGAGGAGAAUCAGAGAAAGCCUCUCCUGGUGGUGAGGAGGGACUCACAGYURGAAAUGUAAAAGUUAAAGAAAGAAGUGAAGCUGUUAGCCAGGACCCAGGUCUGCAGAGAGACAGUUUUUGCUCGGAUACAUCCAGCCAUCCUCAAACUGUACAGAGUGUUGACAGGACUGAAGGUGAUUCUAUCAACCAUGAAGAGACCACUGACAAAGACCACCACAGUUAUAAUCUGACCAUCACAGAUGAAACCRCACCUGCUUUCUACACGUAUGAUGAUGAGAUAUGGGAAAGUARCGGAGCCGUUCAAUGAAAUCAGACAUGAAACUGACACAAAUGUUUUCUUUAUUGCCUUUUAUGUUUUAUUAUGUAAAAACCCAAAUUGUAUAAUAAAAACUAUGUUCCACAUUUUAA